UCAAUGGCUUCAGUGAGUAAGGAGCAAAUAAAGAUUCAAGAAGAUGAGGCAACAAAUGUUUAGUUAUUCAUUCUCCAAACAGAAAAGUUAAAGAAACUAUUGUACAUACAAAAGGAUUAAAGAGAUGAAAACAUUCUGUCAGAGAUUGCAUCAAUAGCAAAAGUACCAUUUACUACGAAUCCUAGCAAAUAGGUUUCUUGAGUAAAUAUAAGGAUAGACCUUACUUUACUGCUUUGUGUAAACACCUUUACAUGUAGACAUUUCAACCUAAUUCAUGUAUUUUCAAAUAGGGAGAUGAGGGUGAUAAAUUUUAUGUUAUUUUAAAUGGAAGUGUGAGAGUAUUAAUUGAUUAAGCUACAACAUUAAAAGAUGUUAUGAUUAAGAAAGAGGUUGCCUAAUUGAAGAAAGGUGAAUUCUUUGGUGAGAUGGCAUUAUAGUUUAAUUUAAAAAGAACUGCCACUAUCAUUACAAAUGAAAUAACUGAUUUGAUUAUUUUAGAGAAUGAAGCAUUUUAAUAGUUUAUGUUAGCAGAUCAUAUGUAAACAGAAAGAGUAAAAGAGACAAUCAAUUUUUUAGAAUAAUUGGAUAUUUUUUAAGGAUUCAGCAAUAAAAUAAUGGUAAGUUUAAGUACAAAAUGUAUAUAAAAUAGACAUAAACAUUAAACAAUAUUAUUGAAAGCAGGCACAGUACCAAAUAAAUUAUUUAUAAUUAAAUCAGGAUGUGUUACAGUAAUAUAAAAAUUACCAGGAGUUAAAUCUGAUUACACACCAUAAGUAGAAUAUGGAUUUCCAUUAAAUGAAUAUUUUGAAUUAACUGAAUUAGGAGAAGGUGAAAUAUUUGGAGAUUUAGCUAUGUUAAAAUAAGAGAAAUCUAAAUAUACUUAUAUGACAGCUAUUGAAUCAGAAAUUAUUACAUUAAGUUUGUUUGAUAUUAAAUAAAUUGUGCCUCCAGAAUUAUUAGAUCAAUAUUUAGUUAAAUUAUAGACAUAUCCAGAACCAUCUGAAUUAAAAGAAAUGAUUAUAGAAAAAGGUAAAUGGGAAAAAUACAAGAAAUAACUCUUUAAUAAAAUAUAAAAGGAAAAACAAUCUCGUAAGGGAUUUAAUUAAGGUUUGAGAUUACCUACUUUGAAUGAUUCUUAUAUCCAACCACCUAACAAACAUAAUAUUAAAGCCUUGUAUACAUAUAUAUUAUUAUUAUUAUUAUUAGUGUUAUCAAUGACAAAAGACAAAGACUUACACCUGUGGAGAAAAGACUCUUCGUUAAUGAAUUGAAUUAUAUUCGAUAAUCUGUUUCUAAUGAGAGGCUAAAAAAGUUUUUACAAAGUUACUAGUGA
Paramecium pentaurelia is the source of this 1333-nucleotide messenger RNA. NCBI's taxonomy places the organism in Eukaryota, Ciliophora, Oligohymenophorea, Peniculida, Parameciidae. The record is from the annotation of a GenBank genome assembly.